AUGGCGGACAGAGCAGUGAAACGAGCGAGCUCAGACUACGAGGAGGCUUCCAACAAGAAGACAAAGACCGACGGAAAGCCCAAUCCGUAUCUGGCUCACAUGUACGAGGAGGAGAACAAUGGCUGGGGCUCUGGCGAACCGGCCGCCAACUCGGUUUUGGCGGGCAUGAAGCGCCGCGAGACCACUGCGCAACAGGCUUCCAAGGCUGAAGAUUCGGAUUCGAACCCGUUCACAGGCCGUGAGCAUUCGCAAAAGUACUUUCAGAUCUUGCAGACACGGCGAGAUCUUCCCGUCCACAAGCAAAGACAAGAAUUCCUCGACAAAUACCACUCGACCCAGAUCCUCGUCUUCGUCGGUGAGACUGGUUCCGGAAAGACCACUCAGAUUCCCCAAUACGUCGUAUACGAUGAGCUUCCGCAUCUCAAUGGCAAGCUUAUUGCCUGUACGCAGCCACGUCGAGUCGCCGCCAUGUCGGUAGCCCAACGUGUGGCCGACGAGAUGGACGUCUCGCUCGGAGAGGAAGUCGGUUACAGCAUCCGUUUUGAGGACAAGACAUCGCAAAAGACCAUGCUGAAGUACAUGACGGAUGGUAUGCUUCUACGUGAGGCCAUGCACGACCACGAGAUGUCUCGAUACAGCUGCAUUAUUCUCGACGAAGCCCACGAGAGAACAUUAGCCACCGACAUCCUCAUGGCCCUACUCAAGCAGAUUGCCGAGAGACGUCCUGACUUAAAGAUCAUCAUCAUGUCUGCUACGCUUGACGCUCAAAAGUUCCAGAAAUACUUCAACGAUGCCCCACUCCUGGCCGUUCCUGGACGAACUCACCCUGUCGAGAUUUUCUACACCCCCGAGCCAGAGAAGGACUACGUCGAGGCCUCAAUCAGAACGGUUCUCCAGAUCCACGCCUCGGAACCCGAAGGCGAUAUCCUACUUUUCCUCACGGGUGAAGAUGAAAUUGAGGAUGCCUGUCGAAAAAUUGGCCUGGAGGCCGAGGAGCUGACGCGGGAAGUGGAUGCCGGCCCGCUGGCCAUUUAUCCUCUGUAUGGUACGCUACCACCUCACCAGCAGCAGCGUAUCUUUGACAAGGCCCCCGGGCCGCUGAAGAAGGGAGGACGGCCUGGCCGAAAAGUCAUCGUUUCGACCAACAUUGCCGAAACCAGUUUGACCAUUGACGGCAUUGUCUACGUCGUCGACCCUGGCUUCAGCAAGCAAAAGAUCUACAACCCCAGAAUCAGAGUCGAAUCUCUGCUGGUUUCGCCCAUCUCCAAGGCCUCGGCACAGCAGCGUGCUGGUCGUGCCGGUCGUACAAAGCCUGGUAAAUGCUUCAGACUUUACACUGAAAAGGCAUUCAAGAAGGAGCUCAUCGAGCAGACUUAUCCCGAGAUUCUGCGGUCUAAUCUGGCCAACACCGUUUUGGAAUUGAAGAAGCUUGGCGUUGAGGAUCUUGUUCACUUCGAUCUCAUGGAUCCUCCUGCCCCGGAGACCAUGAUGCGUGCCCUGGAAGAGCUGAACUACCUUGCCUGUCUCGACGACGACGGAGAGCUGACCACUCUUGGCAGUCUGGCAUCCGAGUUUCCCCUGGACCCCGCCUUGGCCGUCAUGCUUAUUUCUUCGCCGGAAUUUUAUUGCUCCAAUGAGAUUCUAUCCAUCACUUCCAUCUUGUCAGUCCCCCAAAUCUUUGUCCGACCUGCCAAUAGCCGUAAGCGUGCAGACGAAAUGAAGGCGCACUUCGCCCACCCCGACGGCGACCACUUGACGCUGCUCAACGCCUACCACGCCUUCAAGGGCCAAGAGACUGCGGAUCCUAGCUACGCCAAGCAGUGGUGCCACGAACACUUUUUGUCCUUCCGCCACCUUUCCAGCGCCGACAGCGUUCGUGCCCAACUGAAGCGGAUCAUGGAGACUCAUGGGCUUGACCUUGUCUCGACGCCAUUCGAGGAUAAGAACUACUAUACCAACAUCCGGAGGGCCAUGCUGGCAGGCUUUUUCAUGCAGGUCGCCAUGAAGGAGAGCUCCGGCAAGGUUUACCGCACUGUGAAGGACGAGCAGGCCGUCAUGAUUCAUCCCUCAACGGUUCUUCGCACGGAUUACGACUGGGUUCUGUACAACGAAUUCGUCCUUACAUCCAAGCAAUACAUUCGAACAUGCACAGGCAUCAGGCCAGAAUGGUUAUUGGAAAUUGCACCCGUGUACUUCAACCUUGACACAUUUGAGGACGGCGAUAUCAGGCGGUCAUUAGUCCGAGCCGCGGAGAAGAAAAGGAGAAAGGAGGCCAUGAAGAAGGCUGGUCGGUGA
Messenger RNA from Trichoderma gamsii, 2295 nucleotides. RefSeq names its product pre-mRNA-splicing factor ATP-dependent RNA helicase prp43. Bases 1 to 2295 code for a protein of 764 amino acids. The record is from RefSeq and is a predicted model, not a curated record. NCBI's taxonomy places the organism in Eukaryota, Fungi, Ascomycota, Sordariomycetes, Hypocreales, Hypocreaceae. The transcript has 3 exons. Gene Ontology annotation, molecular function: RNA binding; RNA helicase activity; ATP binding. Gene Ontology annotation, cellular component: intracellular anatomical structure; spliceosomal complex.